This is a messenger RNA of Ilex paraguariensis (yerba mate), 823 nucleotides long. Lineage: Eukaryota; Viridiplantae; Streptophyta; Magnoliopsida; Aquifoliales; Aquifoliaceae. The record is from the annotation of a GenBank genome assembly.
CAGCUCCUCACUAAUGAAACAACAUCUCUUUAUGGAUUUUGGCUCUCAAAACUCCUCUCUUUCUUACUCCUCUUACUCAACCACCACCACCACUACAAACACCACCUUCACCUCCUAUUCUCCGGUUACUUCCUGGGAUUCGAAAACUUUAUCAAAAUCAUCAGCCAAGAGAGGAUCAAAGGAAGGUAAACAAACCAUCAGUGACAAUGAGAGUAGCAAGAAGCAUAAGAUCAGCAGCAGCAAUGCAGGGAAGCACCCGAUCUAUCGGGGAAUUAGAAUGAGAAACUGGGGGAAAUGGGUGUCUGAAAUCCGAGAGCCUAGAAAGAAAUCAAGAAUUUGGCUUGGAACUUACCCAACAGCAGAAAUGGCAGCUAGAGCACAUGAUGUGGCUGCAAUUGCAAUUAAAGGUCACUUGGCUCACCUCAAUUUCCCUGAACUAGCUCAGGACCUUCCCUGUCCUGCUUCAGCUGCCCCAAAGGACAUCCAAAUUGCAGCUGCAAAAGCAGCAGCUGGCAUAUUUUAUGGGAAAGGAAGAACAAUGACAGUUUCUCACUCUCCAGACGCCACAGAAAUGUCUUGUGAAACUCCAGAAUCACCAACAUUUCUAGCAAGAGAUAGUACUGAUGAUCCGAGACCACCAUUAAGAGAGACAGUUUCAGAUAGUAUUGAUGAUACAUUGUUUGACCUUCCUGAUCUGUCGUUUGAUUCUGUUGUUCCCCUUCAUGGAUUUUCUUAUGCUUCAUCGUCGCAGCUGGCUGGAGUGGACAUUGGUUUUUUGCUGGAGGAGCCAUUUACUUGGGAUUGAAACUAGAGAACUAGUAGU